UCGGGGCGCAAGCGAGCGAGCGAGCGAAGGAGAGAGGGGAGAGUGUUGACAUUUGGUUUGUUAUGCCAUGGCCAAAUGAUCAUUCUGGAGAAAAGAAAACUUUAUGAGAGGAGAAAACUUUUUGGCUCUGCGCGACAGCGUAUUAAAAGUUUAUUACUUGUUAAGUUUGUAGCUCGGCAGUGCCUUGUUGCCUCCCCUGAUAUUAACAUAUCAGUUAGCGGAGAGAAGUGUAUUCGUUUAUUGAGUGUUGAGCUUUACUUUAUUGAAAUCGUAAAAUAUUUUUACUGUUGGUAAAAUAUCUUAUCUUAUCUUAUCUUAUAAAUUAAAAUUCCCAGGCAUGUGACAAUUUGGCUUCACUUACGGAAUUUAAAGAUCGUGCUUUUUUUUAUUUUUAUUUCUGUGGAUUAAGGUUAACCAGAAUGAUCAAAUCGCUCAUGGUUAAAUGAUUUCUACACAUUAAGUAUAGCAACACUUUUGAAUAUUGCCAAGGCGACAUAUUCUAAAUAAUGGAUACAAUGUGAAUUGUGUUUUUUUUUACCCCAUGCAAUUAAUUCUAGAAAAGUGUUUCACCUUGUGCCAGGUAGUGACCUGAUGUGUUGCCAGUGUCACAUGUCAUGACACAAUGUGACUGAAUGCUCUGCUGUGGAUAAGGCGAAGGAUAAAGAGAGCUGGCGUCUGGAGAGAGAUGGCCACUGUCUUGAUCACCAUCUUCGUCUUUUUGAUGUUCUCAUCAGAUGUAGUGGUCAGUUCAACUCUGGUGACCAGAACCACUGAAGAUGAGAGGGUCAGUUCAACUCUGGUGACCAGAUCUAGUGAAGAUAUUCGCCAUGAAGACGUAGCCUACGUCCUGCCUGAGAAACCUUCGCCAGAAGUGGAUGCCUCACCGUACUUGACGAGCAUCCCCAGGCUGAGCAGACUGCUGCAUUUCUUGGAGACAAACAUCUCCAUGUCUCAAAAGGACGAGCGACUAAAUCUGUCGCUAGAAACUCAUGAGAUGGACAGCGGCGAGGCACACGAUUCUUCUCAUCCUUCUCAGAUAAACGUAUUAAGCAAAGAGUCCCAACCCCCACAAGUCUCCGCCCACGGAAACAUCAGAAAGUUGGUCCUAACAACUAGCAAGUCACCAGUAUCGAAGGAUACGAAUUCUCAAAAACAAUCUGUACAUGUGACGUCAUCUAACGUCUUAACUCAGACUGCAUUGCAUCAUGUGUUGACUAAAUCUGGACAUCGUCCCCAUGCCAGGCGAAACACGUCUGAAGUAGCAGUCAGGAGACUGCCUAAAGCCAUUAUUAUAGGCGUCAAGAAGGCCGGAACCAGAGCUUUAUUGGAAUUUCUACGCAUCCAUCCCAAUGUAGAAUGUAGUGGCCCCGAACCUCACUACUUUGAUAAGAAUUACAACAUGGGUUUAGAAUGGUAUAGGGAUCGAAUGCCAGAGACGUACUCAGAUCAAAUUGCUAUCGAGAAAACUCCUGGCUAUUUCGUCACAAAAGAAGCGCCACAGCGGAUUUACGAUAUGGACCCUCAUAUUAAACUACUGUUGGUGGUGCGUGACCCAGUGACCAGGUCAAUCUCGGACUACUGCCAGGCGGCCACCAAGCACACACUGCAGCCCUACGAGUCUAUGGCGCUUCUGGAUGAGUCGCUGGGCCUCGUCAACACGUCGUGGAGUGCCAUCAAGAUUGGAGUGUACUCCAGACACAUGGAACAUUGGCUGCAGGUGUUUCCUCUAGCCCAGAUCCACGUCGUGGAUGGGGAGAGGCUGAUAGACGACCCGGCCAGCGAGCUCGCGAAGGUGGAACAAUUUCUGGGCUUGCCUAAAUUCAUCACCCCAUCUCACUUCUACUUAAGGGGCUUCAAGGGCAAGUUCCCAUGCCUGAUAAAACGCGGCAAGCCCCAUUGUCUAGGUGAAAAGACGAAAGGUCGCGAGCAUCCUGUAGUAAAAGAAGCAGUCCUCCAGAGACUCCAAGACUUUUACCGUCCUUUUAAUGCAAAGUUUUAUCAACAAGUCGGUCAGAACUUUGACUGGAAUUGAAAGCAAUCCAUAGUUUCUACUUGAACUUUACAUAAAAUGAAAUGCAAUGAACAGCAGCAUACAAUAGACGUGGAAUUAAAAGCCAUAAAUACCUUCCCGAGGACUGAAGAACGAUGUAAACUGUCCCUUAAGUUGCAAUAAGUCUUGGAAUUGCCUCAUUUUAACUGUGAAUAAUGAAAGCGGACUCACAUUCAAUUAUUUAAAUAAAUUAAUUGAUGGAUUUAUGAAAACAUGUAAAUAUGUGAGAAUCAUUCACUCUGCUAACAAAAAAUUGUAUUUUAGCGUCUGAAUGAACAUAUUAUACUUGUAGUAUUUUAAUGCCAUUAUUAUGGAAACUGAUUUCUCCAAGAUUUGAACACUAUAUUUGAACACUAUAUUUGAACAUGGCUCUUGUAUACGUUUAGAUGUAACUCCAGAAAACAAUGUUUGAACAUCUACCUAAAACUGACAUUGAGACAAUAUUGGGCCUAUAGACCAGCAUAAUGGCGAGCCAUUAGAAUGUGGUGAAGGGCUUUGAUCUUGUUGUUCGUGCAAGUCUAGCCACUCUCUCACCCACACGGACCUAAAGAUUGAGCUUCUCCUUAGAUUUCAUGAUGACUCGCGGUGGCUGAGCGGUAAUGCGUUUGGCUUCCGAACCGGGGAUCCAGGGUUCGAAUCCAGGUGAAGACAGGGAUUUUUAAUUUCGGUACCUUUGGGCACUAAUUCUAAUGGGUACCUGAUAUUAGUUGGAAAAAGUAAAGAUGGUUGGUCGUUGUGCUGGCCACAUGACGCCCAACCGUAGGCCACAGAAUCAGAUGAAACAUCUGCCCUAUAGACCACAAGGUCUGAUUGGGAAACUUUUAGAUUUCGAGAGAGCUGGUCAUCAGAAAUGUACCAAGAGCUACCAAAAGUGCAUCAUCAUGUGGACAGAUCACGUCUCUAACCAGGAAGUUUUGUAUUUGGCAGAGUGUCCAUGCACUAUUGGCCAAAUGGAAGAAUGACUAAGUGUAUCGUCUUAGCCGAGUUUACUGAGGACACAAAACACGUCAGAGAAUAGCCUAAAAGGAUGUCCGCAAGUAUGACCUCAGGUCUAGGGUCUCAAGGAAAAUAUGUAAGAGAACCUUGCUCAACAUCGCAGAGAGGACUGAGGUCCUGGAGAAAUAAGUUUCUUCUUUCUGAUAGACCUACAACAGAUUCCUUCACGUGCACACACUGUGACAUAGUUUCACACUUCAGAAUGACCUUGUUUCGUCACAGCAGACUCUACGCCCGAGUCAAGAAGAAAUUAGCAUCAGUAAUUCCUCCGAGUGCAUACAUAUAGCCCUAUAGAUCAAAUUUAAUCCUAAUUAACCUAAACAGGGUAUUGAUCUAGUAUGGACAGGGUUUUUUAGUUUAGCUUAUUCAUCAACAGGGUAUAUUGAUCCUACUUAUAUAUAUAUAUACAGGGUAAAUUGAUCUAGCUCAAGUAUAGAUAGCAUAGACAGGGUAAAUUGAUCUAUCGUAUGUUUACACACGGCAAAUUGACAUAUUGAUCAUGCUUUAUUAAGUAUAGACAACGCUAAUGGGUCACAAGCUUAUAAGUCAGUAAAUUAGUCAUUUUGUUUUGUAACAUACAUUUUGUAAAUUAUAGUAAUCAGUUGUUGUUUUUUCCUCUAGACAAUAAUGUGCAAUGACUUAACUAAUGUAUGUGUGUGUGUGUGUGUAUAACUAUUAUGUCCACCAUGUGUCCUGUGUAUGGUGUGUUGUGUGUAAUUGUCCUGUCCACCAUGUGUCCUAUGAAUCACCAGACAUAAACUAAAACUGCUGACCCUACAAUAGUUGUGAGACUGGAACACCAAGUGACCUGCCUAGCUGGCUAGGUCCUGGAGGUCAGUCUACUCUUUAAAACUGAAGUUUAUUUUGACGUCUGUUUCUGAUUCUUUCACUUUUAUGUCACAAUCAUUCCAGUUCUUAGUUUUGACUUUCAACAGUCACUCAAUGUCUAGAUUACUUUGAAGCAGCAUGAGUCAGCGUUUUUCAUCCUGUUAUACACUUCCUUCAAAAAAUGUGGGGGGGGGGGGCGAUACUGUAGUUAUAGAUACACACAUAUACUGUAGUUAUAGAUACACACAUAUGUACUGUAGUUAUAGAUACACAUAUGUACUGUAGUUAUAGAUACACACAUAUUUACUGUAGUUAUAGAUACACACAUAUACUGUAGUUAUAGAUACACACAUAUUUACUGUAGUUAUAGAUACACACAUAUACUGUAGUUAUAGAUACACACAUAUACUGUAGUUAUAGAUACACAUAUGUUCUGUAGUUAUAGAUACACAUAUGUACGAAAUCUAAAUUAAUCAGAUACUAACGAUGCUGACGGGAGGGGAUGGGGGAGGGGGCAACGUUAGUUUUUCCAUUUGGGAUUGUAGGAAGUGUCGGGACACUUCCAAUUGUAGGAAGCUGCUAUAUUGAGUGUCGCUACACUUCCACUUGUAGGAAGCUGCUAUAUUGAGUGUCGGGACACUUCCACUUGUAGGAAGCUGCUAUAUUGAGUUUCGGGACACUUCCACUUGUAUGAAGCUGCUAUAUUGAGUGUCGGGACACUUUUACUAGUAGAAAGUCGUUGAUGAAUUGAGUGUAAUAACAUUAUCAUUUGUACAAGUCUUGUUGUAAAUGUACUGAUAUAAACAAGGAGAAUAGAUUUAUUUUCAUCCAACUGAAACCUCAAUUCUUUUAGAAGGAGAGCGUACACCUUGCCCUGCCACUACCUAAGGACAAAUAAGAAGUAUCAUGUACAUGUACAAAGAGAUUUUCUUCAGUUGAGAAUGAGACUUUGUAUCUUUGAAAUCUACUGUAACUUUAUCUUUGAAAUCUACUGUAACUUUAUCUUUGAAAUCUACUGUAACUUUAUCUUUGAAAUCUACUGUAACUUUAGAAUACUUAAUGUAAUCAUGUCAACUCAAUGAAACGAGUUCUUGCAUGAUGUACCAGCCUGAAUUAUUGUGUAUAUACUUUCUAUUGAGAUGAAGUCUACAGUCGUAUCAUGGUAUCAAUGUUUAAUUGUCCAUACAGUAUCCCAUAAUGGUAUGCUAAAGUGUCUAUCUAUAAUCAUUCUAACUCGAGUGUUACUCGUUGUUCUCUUUCUAAAGCAAUGUCUUUAGUUCUAAUGCAAGCAACUACUUUUACAGGUCAGCUGGACCGACACCAUUCUUAUAGAAGGUCUCAACACUAAGCUGCAACGUCACAACCUGUGGGCAGUUUAGACCAAUAGCUCAUUGCCACGUGGUACAGAUCUGUGUUCAGGCCUUCUAGAAUGAUUGGUCUCGGCUGGACGCAUUAGUUUUGAACAAGUAGAACCAAAUGGUUUGAACUAGUUCAAUGCGUUGUACGUUUGAUACCCCAGGUAGAACAAAAGUUGAGUGGAACAAAAGUUGAGUGGAACAAAAGUUGAGUGGAACAAAAGUUGAGUGGAACAAAAGUUGAGUGGAACAAAAGUUGAGUGGAACAAAAGAUGAGUGGAACAAAAGUUGAGUGGAACAAAAGUUGAGUGGAACAAAAGUUGAUUUGAACUUAAGUUGAGUUGAACUAAAGUUGAGUGGAACAAAAGUUGAGUUGAACAAAAGUUGAGUUGAACUAAAGUUGAGUUGAACUAAAGUUGAGUUGAACUAAAGUUGAGUGGAACUAAAGUUGAGUGGAACAAAAGUUGAGUUGAACUAAAGUUGAGUUGAACUAAAGUUGAGUUGAACUAAAGUUGAGUUGAACUAAAGCUGAGUUGAACUAAAGUUGAGUGGAACAAAAGUUGAGUUGAACUAAAGUUGAGUUGAACUAAAGUUGAGUUGAACUAAAGUUGGGCUGAACAAAAGUUGAGUUGAACUAAAGUUGAGUGGAACUAAAGUUGAGUGGAACAAAAGUUGAGUGGAACUAAAGUUGAGUGGAACUAAAGUUUGGUUGAACUAAAGUUGGGUUGAACUAAAGUUGGGUUGAACUAAAGUUGGGUUGAACUAAUGUUUAUUUGAACUAAAAUUCAUAAAUGUAUCAUGUAGUCAAAGUGUACUCUAAAUAUCUCCUUGCAAGUGUAAGUUGCUCAAUUUGACUAUGACAUUCAGAAACCGGAUGUGUGAUGAAAUCACGUUCUUUUUACGAGAUUUCUCUAGACGUUGAAUCCAAGCUAAUAUAACACACACACAACUACCCACUGUAACACACACACACACACGACUUAUGCAAUGCAAUAUUCUUGCCAGUUUGUGCAACAUUUUUCGUCCGGAUUAUCUGUUUAUGGUUGUGAUAUUUUGAGACUUAUCAAUUAAUCCAAUCCUUGUUAAAUGAUCUAUUAUUUCUUUUCAUCUAUUAUUUCUUGUAAAUUUGUAAUGUAUAUAAAAUGUUGUAUUUUGUCCAUGUUCUCAUUCUAUGAGAUAUUUGUCUUCGAAAACUUGGACAGAAAUGAAUGAAGUGAAGGAACAAGCA
This is a messenger RNA of Biomphalaria glabrata, 6457 nucleotides long. Its product is annotated as heparan sulfate glucosamine 3-O-sulfotransferase 6-like. Bases 686 to 2032 code for a protein of 448 amino acids. The record is from RefSeq and is a predicted model, not a curated record. The transcript is spliced from 2 exons. Gene Ontology annotation, molecular function: [heparan sulfate]-glucosamine 3-sulfotransferase activity. Lineage: Eukaryota; Metazoa; Mollusca; Gastropoda; Planorbidae.